AUGCGGGUGGAGCAGGCCGCGAGGGUGACGGGCGUGACCCCGAGGCCGCCGCCAAAGUACGAGAAGACCGAGUGGCCCCUCUCCAUCGUCUUCGUCUCCUCGGAGGUGACGCCGUGGUCCAAGACUGGGGGCCUCGCCGACGUGUGCGGUUCGCUGCCGAGGGAACUCGUCAAGCGCGGCCACCGCGUGAUGGUCGUCUCGCCGUACUACCAACGGGGAACCAAGGAGGAUAAGUACUUCGAGGGUGCGUUCGACACGUGCUCCAACGCCUCGGUUGGGUGCUUCGGCGCCGCGCACGAGGUUGGGUUCAUGCACCAGAUUCACGACGGCGUCGACUUUGUAUUUGUGAAACACGACUGCUACGAGCGGCCGGGGGGUAUCUACGCGGACGCCAUGGGCAACGCGUGGGACGAUAACCAGUUCAGGUACACGCUGCUGUCGCACGCCGCGUGCGAGGCGCCGCUCAAGAUCAAUUUCGAGGGUAAGGGAACGUACGGCGACGAGGUUGUGUUUGUCGCCAACGACUGGCACGCGGGUCUCGUGCCGCUCGUGGUGGCGUCCAAGUACCGCCAGUACUGGAACACCUACCACAACGCGCGGACCAUCACCGUCAUCCACAACAUCCUGCACCAGGGCAGCGAACCCGCCACGACGUUCCCUAACCUCGGAAUCCCCGACGACUGGUACUGGUGCCUCGAGUACCAGUACCCCGAGCACAUGCGCGCGCACGAGCUCGACCUCGGGCUGGUGGUGAACAUCCUCAAGGGCGCCGUGGCCACCUCGGACCGCGUGCUGACCGUCUCCGAGGGAUACGCCGAGGAGAUUUGCACCCCGCUGGGAGGCAAGGGCCUGGAGGGGAUCCUCACCGAGCGUAAGCACAGGCUGGACGGCGUGGUGAACGGCAUCGACCUGGACGAGUGGAACCCGGCGAAUGAUCCGCACUGCGAGUUCCCUUACGACGUGAGCAACCUCGCGGGGAAGCUCAUGAACAAGCGGGCGCUGCAGCGGGAGCUCGGGUUCGACGUCCGCGACGACGUACCUCUCCUGGGUUUCAUCGGUCGCCUGGACUGGCAGAAGGGACCCGACCUGAUCCGCGACUCGAUCGCCGAGAUGAUGAACGAGGACGUUCAGCUGGUGAUGCUCGGCUCGGGCAUCGGCGAGCUCGAGGGAUUCAUGCAGUGGGCGGAGGCGACGUACAACGACAAGUUCCGCGGGUGGGUCGGAUUCAACGUCCCCGUCGCGCACCGCAUCACCGCCGGCUGCGACAUCCUCUUGAUGCCCUCCAGGUUCGAGCCGUGCGGCCUGAACCAGCUCUACGCCAUGAGGUACGGCACCCUGCCGAUCGCGCAUGCCACCGGCGGCUUGAACGACACCAUCACCAGGCACAACCCGUUCGCGCUGGACGAUCCGGAGGUGGCGGUGGCGGCGGCGAUCGCGUCCGACGAGGGAGAGGACGGGAACAGGGAGAUGGCGGACCUGGGUCCGGGCACCGGCUGGCUCUUUGACUCAAUGGACACUUGGAGUUUCAUGUACUGCGUGUCAAACGCGUGCAAGCUGUUCCGGGAGAACCCGAGGAUGUGGCGCGCGAUGCAGAUCCAGGCGAUGUCCCAGGACCUCUCCUGGUAUCACGCGGCGCUCAAGUGGGAGAAGAUCUUCGAGUGGUCGAAGAUCGACCCGCCGCACUGCGAGAUCAAGCAGGAGCACCACCACCACUACUGA
Messenger RNA from Micromonas commoda, 1719 nucleotides. It is a transcript of the gene SSIA, whose product is annotated as glycosyltransferase family 5 protein. Gene Ontology annotation, cellular component: chloroplast. NCBI's taxonomy places the organism in Eukaryota, Viridiplantae, Chlorophyta, Mamiellophyceae, Mamiellales, Mamiellaceae. Gene Ontology annotation, molecular function: alpha-1,4-glucan glucosyltransferase (UDP-glucose donor) activity. The coding region runs from base 1 to 1719 and encodes 572 amino acids. The transcript has a single exon. The record is from RefSeq and is a predicted model, not a curated record.